This is a messenger RNA of Penicillium daleae, 2568 nucleotides long. Its product is annotated as cell division control 45 family protein. Gene Ontology annotation, biological process: DNA replication initiation; mitotic DNA replication preinitiation complex assembly; double-strand break repair via break-induced replication. Gene Ontology annotation, molecular function: chromatin binding; single-stranded DNA binding; DNA replication origin binding. Lineage: Eukaryota; Fungi; Ascomycota; Eurotiomycetes; Eurotiales; Aspergillaceae. Gene Ontology annotation, cellular component: DNA replication preinitiation complex. The record is from RefSeq and is a predicted model, not a curated record. The transcript has 2 exons. The coding region runs from base 1 to 2568 and encodes 855 amino acids.
AUGUAUCUACCACGGCAGCUCAUUUCGCACCUAUACCUACAACUCCUCCGAUCUCACCAUCCACUCUCCCCGCCGGUCCUAAUUCUUGUGGCACUCGAACCCGACGCGCUAUGUGCCUGUCGAAUCCUUACGGCCUUGUUAAAACGCGACUAUAUCCCCCAUAAGAUCCAACCCGUUGCCGGAUAUGGCGACCUAACUCGCGCCGGAGAGGAACUGGUCCGGCCGAUGCAGACCACCAAUGGCGGCAGCGGAGGUGUCGUGGUAUGCCUCGGGGUAGGCGGCUUGGUCGACCUUGGCGAGAUCUUAAAUCUGAGCAACCCAGAAGACGAGGUCGAGGACAUGGGCGGAAUCGAGAUCUGGGUCUUUGACGCGCGCCGGCCGUGGAAUCUCGCCAAUGUCUUCGGUGGGCUGGUUGGAAUAGGUCAGGCGAUGGCGGAAAUUGACGUUAACGCGCGCCGACGCGCGCGCGGGGUGGAGAAAGGUUGUAUCACACCCGCCUACACGUCGAAGAACGGUGGCAUUGUUGUGUUUGACGACGGUGACAUUGAGGAAGAACUCCGCGACGAGCGAGAAGCAUAUUAUGCGCUCCUGGAAAUGCCCGAGGUCGAUGACGAUGAUGCCAGUGACGACGGCGCUACUGAUGAUGAUGAUGACGACAUGACCUCUGGCUCGAAGAAGCGCAAGUCCUGGUCAGGACGCGAGGAUGAAGACGAGUCAGACGAUGAAGAUGGGCCUCCCCGCCAACGGAAGCGAAGUAAUUCGGGCUCGUCGUUCGUCUCUUCUCCGAGUCACCGAAGGAGAACUGCCAUCAACUCAUCCAACUCAUCCCGUUCUCCGACACCUGCUUCAGAUUCACCCUCACCAGAGGAGACGAGACAGCCAUCGGCACGGUCCUUAAAGCGCCGCCUAAUUCGACUAAAGCGCAAACACGAGAUGGUUCUACAAAAAUACUACUCCGCAGGAACGUCAUACUCGGAGCCGAUUUCGUCGUUGGUCUAUUCCCUUGCAUCGGAACUGGGUCGUGAGGACAAUGAUCUUCUCUGGCUUGCAAUCAUUGGUGCCUCAAGCUUGGAACUCAGCGGUCGAACGAUGACUGGUGUCGGCAUUUCGAAUACAUCCGAAUCGGGCGGGUCUGCAGGCUGGGGUGGGCAGCGUGGAGAGCACAUCCGUCAGAUCCUCCGAGAUGAAGUCCACCGAUUGAACCCACCAGAUCCCUUGGAACGGGACCGCGAUAUAAGAGGGGAGAUCAAUGGCGUCAUUCCAACCACUGCCAGGUCUCCUACGGAUACAUCGAUUCGUCUCUCGCCCGAACCUCGCUUCCUUCUGGUUCGACACUGGUCACUCUACGAUAGUAUGCUGCAUAGUCCCUACCUGGCAACACGGCUUCAUGUCUGGACGGAAAACGGUCGCAAACGCCUUCACAAGCUUUUAGCGAAAAUGGGUGUCAGCCUCACUCAGUGCCACCAAAAUUAUACGCAUAUGGAUAUGGAGCUGAAGCGGGUAUUGCGUGGGCGGCUUCUCAAGUACGCGCCAAUGUACGGCCUGGAUGGUUUGGUGCCUCCGGAGCCAUCUGGUGGGCACGCCAGCUCCCGUGAGGGAUGGGGUUUUGUGCGUUGCUGGGGCUGGAAGGCUUGUCUAUCUGCUACAGAUGUGGGCGUCAUUGUCGGCGCUAUGCUGGAAGUUGGGCCACAUGAAGCUUCUGGGGCGUGGGAUGCCAAACGUCUUCCACGACCACGAAGCUCCAACGAUGAAACUGAAACCAGCAGUGGUCCAGGCGAGUCUGACUUGGCCAGCCUCCUUCCUCGGUUCUGGAGUGCCUACGAUGCCCUAUCGCUGACAUCCGAUUCACCUACCCUUCUCAUGGAGGCUCUCCCUUUGGCUCAACAUCUUCACCGUGCCAUUCUACGCACUGGUACAUCACUACUAUCAAAGCACCAAAUUCGUCAUCUUCGGGCUUUCCGAAUUGCUGUCGUCAAAGAUGGACCUGAUGUGAAGCUUUUCACUAAUCCCGGGGCGCUAACCAAGUUGGCCCUCUGGAUUGCCGAGGCAAUCAAAGUCCAAGAGCGUGAGAAAGGUGACUCUGUCAAGAUCGGACGGAAGAGAGCAGCUGGUACUCCUCUCGUCCUCGCUGGGCUUGACGAAGACCGGGACCUUUACGUGGUUGUGGGCACUGGUGGAGGUGGUGGCGUGAUUGACUUCGCUGCCAUGUCCAAGCGCCAAGAAGAGCGUCGGCAGAAGAAAGACGCCAAGGAGAAAAAGCAAAAGGAAAAAGAAGAUCGACGGGCUCGACGUGCAGCUGAGCGAGCGGAACAGGAGGAAGACGACGAUGCUGAGGAUGAAGAGUCAGAGGAAUCCGAGUCAUCCUCUGAAUCGGAGUCCGAAGACGAAGAUCCUCGAGGAAAGAAACAUCUACUGCGCAAUCGAUUUGGCAUCGCCUUCCAGGAAGUGGUUCAGGAGACCAACGCCCGGGUCCGCAUCGACAGCUUUGAUCACUGCGUCGUCGAGGUUCAAAAAGAUGACUUGGGCGGCUUCCUCGAGGCCUUGAGUUUCCGCAGCGUGGUGGGCUAA